Messenger RNA from Prunus armeniaca (apricot), 1731 nucleotides. NCBI's taxonomy places the organism in Eukaryota, Viridiplantae, Streptophyta, Magnoliopsida, Rosales, Rosaceae. The record is from the annotation of a GenBank genome assembly.
AUGGGUAAAACAAUGGUUGCAGAAGCAAUUUUCAACAAGUAUCAUCCCAAUUUUGAUGCUAAAAGUUUCAUUCAAAACAUGAGGGAAAGGAAACUGGUUGAUCUUCAAGAACAACUUCUCUUUGAUAUCUUCAAACCGACCAAGAGAAGUUGUGGUUACUGUGGUGGUUUGCCACUAGCACUGAAAGUUUUAGGCUCUUCUCUAUACAAAAGAAGCACAAUAGAAUGGAGAAAUGCAUUGGAUAAAUGGAAAACACUUCCUCCUAAGGAAAUUCACGAAAAGCUUAAAUUAAGCUAUGAUGGGCUACCUGAUAAUUACAUGAGGGACGCAUUCCUUGAUAUAUCAUGUUUCUUCAUUGGAAUGGACAUGAACUAUGUCAUGCAAAUAUUGGACCGUCGUUGCUUUUCUCCGGUAAUAGGACUGCGUGUCCUCCUUGAAGAGAGCCUCUUAACUGUUGGUGAAGAUAACAAGUUGAUGAUGCAUGAUUUGGUUCGAGACAUGGGCAGAGAAAUUGUACGUGCACAAUCCUCUAACAUCACUGGAGAACGUAGUAGAUUGUGGCAUCAUGAAGAUGUAAAAGACGUAUUGAGGAACAAAUCUGGAACAGAGGCAAUUGAAGGACUCACUUUAGAUUUGCAAGAAUCUGACGAGCCUAGCUUCAGUACAGAAGCAUUUAGAAGGAUGCGGAGACUGAGAUUGCUCAAACUCAAUUACGCACAGCUGACUGGAAGUUACGAGCAUCUCUCGAAAGAGUUACGAUGGUUGUGUUGGCAUGGAUUUCCUCUCGAGGUCAUACCAGAAGAUUUUGAUCAAGAAAACCUAGUUGCUAUUGACUUGAGCUAUAGCAAGUUCAUUCGAGUUUGGGAGGAUUCCCACGUGUUUCUUUGGGAGUUAAAGUCUCUUGAUCUCGGCCAUUCCGUUUGCCUGAAAAAAUUACCCGACUUUUCAAGACUCCCAAAUCUCGAGGAAUUGAUACUCAGAGGCUGUAAGAGUUUGUUAUGGGAUCACCUUUCCAUGAUGAGACGGUUGGACGAGCUUGAACUUAAAUUGUUAGAUCUUGGACAUUCCGAAUAUGAGAGAAUUGGAUCUGAAGGACUGCCGGAAACUCAAGUAUAUUUCAAACGUGGAUGGCUCGUUACACUCCACGGAAACGAUUCAUAUGGCAAUCUCAGUGCUCGGUUUAAGAAGUACAUGCUAAAGGGAUGGGCCGCGAGCGGAGGGGGUGGCCUUUUCUUCUCUGGAAAUGAUAUUCCUCCGUGGUUCACAGCUGUGGUCAAGGAGGAUGAAAUUGUCUAUAUCGAUGUGCCGUAUUAUGGCGUAGACGCCUUGACUCUGUGUGUCAUUUAUUCCUCAGACGACUCGCAGUCUAGUGGGAGACUUUCUUUGACUGUUGUGAAUCGUACCCAGCGCACUGCAUUUUCCAUAUUUCCAAUGACCGUCUUUGGAGUGACUCCCCAUGAAGAUUAUCUCUGGCUUGGACGCAUACCAAACAAUGUUCUCAAUCUGAAAGGCGGGGACAACGUUCUUGCUCGCGCAGAAUUCUUAAGAGAAGAGGGCAAGAAGCAUUUAAAGUUGAAGAAAACAGGACUCCGUCUAGAAGGGAGAGUUUUUAUGCGUAAAGGUCAGGAAUAUGAGAUGGAGUGGGAGUCUAAACCAUAUACUGAUGAUGACGCGUGGCCAAGCAAACACUCGCAUAACCUCAUAAACGGAUUUAACCCCUGGUAUUGGUAG